AACCAACCCCUUGCCUCUUCCUUUUAAGAUCACAGCUCACGUGACCACCCACCUCUCUGUUGAAUUUUCCUCCUCUUCUCGCCUCUCGGUCUCCGCCAUGACCAAACCUCCGUUCGUUUUCGCUUCCUCAGAUUCGUGCCUUUGAUUUUCGGAUCUGACUUCUGCGCUCCCAAUGGCUUCAAGGAACCGGACUAUUAUUUUCAGAAGGUACAGGGAUGCGUUGAAGAGCGUCAGGGUUCCAGCGAGCUCUUCGCCGGCCUCUUCAUCGACGACCUCCGCUGGCGGUCCUGUGAUUGAGCUGGUCAGCACCUCUCUUAUCAAUCCGAAUCGGUCCUAUGCUCCGCUUAGCACUGAGGAUCCGGGUAAUUCGAGUAAGGGUGCACUUACUGUGGGUCUACCUCCAGCUUGGGUCGAUGUUUCUGAAGAAAUAGCAACAAAUGUCCAGCGUGCACGGACUAGAAUGGCUGAGUUAGCCAAGGCUCAUGCAAAGGCUUUGAUGCCUUCAUUUGGAGAUGGUAAAGAAGAUCAACGUUUGAUCGAGUCUCUUUCACAAGAGAUCACUGGAUUGAUUAAGAGAUCAGAGAAGAAACUACAGAGGCUUUCGGCAGCUGGACCUUCUGAGGAUUCAAAUGUUAGAAAGAACGUACAGCGCUCUCUUGCCACAGACCUUCAGAACCUUUCAAUGGAGCUUCGCAAGAAACAGUCGACUUAUUUGAAGCGCCUCAGGCAGCAAAAGGAGGGUCAAGAUGGUGUUGAUUUAGAGAUGAAUCUAAAUGGAAAUAGAUCUAAAAUGGAAGACGAUGAUUUGGACAACAUGGUGUUUAAUGAGCAUCAAAUGGCCAAGCUCAAAAAAAGUGAGGCUUUCACAGCAGAAAGAGAGAGAGAGAUCCAACAGGUUGUGGAAUCCGUCAAUGAGCUUGCUCAAAUUAUGAAGGAUUUGUCGGUACUUGUGAUAGAUCAGGGCACCAUUGUUGACAGAAUAGACUAUAACAUUCAGAAUGUGGCAACUACUGUCGAGGAGGGGCUAAAGCAGCUGCAGAAGGCAGAGAGAACGCAGAAACACGGAGGGAUGGUGAGGUGUGCUACAGUGCUCAUAAUCAUGUGCUUUAUCAUGUUGGUUCUGCUAAUCCUAAAGGAGAUAUUUUUGUGAUCUUUGAGCACUGUUAUCUCCAGAUUUUGCUUUCAUUCAUAUUCUGACCCUCCCCUGAGACUCAUGACACGCUCAGACAUGGUGAUGCUGUAUACCUGUGAGGAUGUCAUUUGGGUUUUGAACGGCCCCAGUAUACCUGAUAUAGAGAUUACCUAUUUAUUUGUUCCAUUUCAUUUUCCUGGUUUUUGGGGAGGGAAAAGUAGAGUAGGAUGGAUUGGGUUCUGUAGUGGAUCUGCCCAGGAAAUGUAUAGAGCUGUUGUUGAAAAAUUUUUGUUCCUUUGAAAAGGGUGUUGGCGAAUGGACCUCUUAUUGAUUAUUUUGAAUACAUGGAGAGUGGUGGUUAGGUUC
Juglans regia (Persian walnut) is the source of this 1498-nucleotide messenger RNA. Its product is annotated as syntaxin-41-like. Gene Ontology annotation, cellular component: membrane; endomembrane system; SNARE complex. Gene Ontology annotation, biological process: vesicle-mediated transport; intracellular protein transport; vesicle fusion. Bases 173 to 1150 code for a protein of 325 amino acids. The record is from RefSeq and is a predicted model, not a curated record. NCBI's taxonomy places the organism in Eukaryota, Viridiplantae, Streptophyta, Magnoliopsida, Fagales, Juglandaceae. Gene Ontology annotation, molecular function: SNARE binding; SNAP receptor activity. The transcript has 8 exons.